AUGUCCAAUACAAAUAUUAAUGAACCACAACCUCGAGGUAAACUAAGGAAUUCAAUGAUUGAAAAUGAACAUGGAUUCAGUUAUGAAUCUGCUGCCAAAGAAAUUGAACAAGAAAAGAAGAUGGUGGCAGCUUUGAAAAGAUUAUCCAUUGGGAACAUGAUGAAUUAUGAUCCCGAUUUACCUAAUAAUGAUGAAAUAGAGUUUCAAUUUCAGUUUCUGGAUAAUAAUAAACUUGAUGAUCGAAUAAGGAGAGAUAAAUCUCCUUCGAGAUCUCCAUCUCCAUCGAUAUCCCCUUCCAAGAUAUCUCCGGUGAAAUCAACGAAAUCUUCAAAUUCGAGUCAUUCUCCUUCACCAUCAAGGUUAUCUCGAUCAAAUUCAUUAAAAGAUUCAAGUUUCAAUAUCCUGACAACUAUAGAUGAUUCUCUCGAUGAUUCAGAAACUUUGGAUACUGAAGAAUUAUUAUGGGUACCAGCUAACUUACAUCCAGAAGUUGAUCCGGAAAACUAUAAGAAUCAUGUCCAUACCACGGUGGAAGAAUUGAUGGAACGUCAAAUUUCAAGAAAAAAUUCUUUAAAAAGAGGCUCCUCAUUGUCCAAAUCUAUCUCAAGACAUGAUUCUACUAAAGAGAACGAUGAUCCUCAAAUUUCACCUUCAAAAGAUGAGGGAAGUUUAAGAACUCCAUCACUGAAUUCUUCAUCACCUUCUCCUAACAAAGAAUUAUCACCAAGACCGGAAUCAAAUAGAUAUAGUAAUCCUUCCCUUCGGGAUUUAUCCAAUGAAUUACAACACUUAUCUAAAUUAGCUGGUAGGAAUUCGACUGAUGCUGUAACGGUUGCUAGAACGUUAUCAGCUUCUUCUUUAGGUUACACUGAUGUCGAAAGAUUGGCUAUAGAUGAGUUGAACUCAUCACCAAGAUCAUCUCAAUCUUCAAUUGAUGACUUUUAUGAUCCUUCUUCCCCUGCAUCUCAAAGAACUUAUGACGAAUUGUCUUUCCCUUAUGAAACAAACCCUAAUGCUAAUGAUACCUUCGACCUUGCCCAAGAUUUUGCUUUGAAAAGAUCAAAAAGAGUUGAUUAUAGAAACCAGCCUUUACCUCAAGCUCCAGGUUCUAAACUUCAAACAGGAAAAGCUGAUAAAUUAGCCAAUUUAAGAACAGGUUUAACUAAUGAUCCUUCAUUACAACCUCAAUUCACUAAUUAUCGUCAAAAUCAUCCUGUCAAACAUGAAAGACAUAGAGGAUACCAAGCACAUUCUGAAACACCUUCAGUUUCUUCAAAAUCUUCGUCUCAUAAAUCAAGAAGUCAUAGAAAUUCCCAAGCAUUAUUUACUUACGGUGAAACCAAUUUAGACUACAGUAAAGAUUCCCCUUAUGGUUCAGUAGUACCAAUAUCACCAUUGGAAGAAAAAUUACCAUCCACCAAAUAUUCCCAGCAUAAUUUGACAGCUAAAAGGUUAUCGCAUGUUAAGAUCACUCCUCAACAACAAGCUCAAUUGAGUGGUCGUAAUCCAACAUCGAGGUCCUCAUCAUCGAAGAACAUUCCUCAAUUACAACCCCAUGCUCAAAUUCACCCUCAACUGUCACAACAUUCACAACCACAACAACUUUCACAACAACCGCAACCACAACAACUUCCACCACAACCUCAACCUCAAGGUCAUCGUUCUUCAUCGAGAUCUCCAAGUGGGGGUUCUCAGCAUUCGGAAGGAUAUAACAACUAUCCUUACCAACAAGUUAUCUAUAGUGGUACACCUAAACUGCGUCAUAGGAAUGGCUAUGUUAAUCAAAACUAUCAUGGUCACCAACAACAUUCUCAUCAACAUUCCCACCAGCACAAACACUCACAACAAGGGCAACAACCAAUGCAAAGACAGGGACAAAGAGUACCUUCGGAUAAAAGACCAGAUAUGAGACAAAGACCUUCCAUGAGAAAUAUGGGAUCUGGUCAAAUUCAAGGCCAACCUCCUCAGGGCCAAGUACCUCAAGGUCAAGUACCUCAAGGACAAGUACCUCAAGGACAACCUCAAGAUCAAAGACAACUCCAACACCAGGGCAAGGUCCACCAAUCUGGUCCACAAGGCUACCAACAAAUGCCUUAUGGUCAAAAGCCUCAAAGUCAAGUCCCUCAUAAAGUCUACAUGCAAAAAAGGAGCCAUUCUCAUAACCACUUAUCUCAACAGUCACAACAAUCACAACAUCAAUCAAGAAAUUCAAGUAGAAAUGUUGAUGUUCCAACCACAUCAGUGGAAUCACUUCCCGAUUUACUGAAACUUCAGAAUGCUCCUGUUGUUCAACAAGUUCAACAGUUCCCUCAAGUAUCUCAAUCUGAAGAGCUUUCACAAGGACAUCAAACAUCACCUGAAGAGAAACAUGGUAUGAUCAGACAUCCUUCCCAAUCUGACUAUGCUGAAGCAAAGUUAGAGCAAACAGUCAGAAUUAGCCCAGAAAGGAAAAGACCAACCAAACAGGAAACUGAUAUGAAAUCAAGACAAUUGAAUGAAAACUUGAACUUAUUAAGAAGCGAGAUAAACGAUUUUAAGGAAAGUUUGAGUAGAAAUGACAAGAUUUCAGAAACUCCUGUUUCAAUCGAAUCAAGUGAUGUUGAUACUUCAGAUUUCAGUUUUGAAAGAACCUAUCCCGAAAUAAACCUUGAAGAACAAUCAGAUGCCGAGAAGGAAACCUUGGAAAAGAAUAACGUUUUAGAUGAACAGGAAACUUUGAAUGAAACUGAUGAUGAUCAAACUAAGAACACUGUUGAUGAAAUUGACUUUCAUGAAAUAUCUGACCAAUCUUCUAUUGAUGUGUCACCUACUGAGAAGCAUGAAGAAUCUUCUGGUUUAGACAAUUUAAUGAUGAAAAAUAGAUCCAAUCAAUCCUUAGUUUCUAAUGAUUCAAAUAUUUCAGCUUCAUCAUUGAAACAAAGUCCAACUAAACCUUUGAAAAAGAAGAAAUCUUGGCCAUGGAUGAAGAAUAUUGAUAAAUCCGAUAAUCAUCACAGUCAAAGAUCGGUUAGUGCAUCGACUGUGGAAUUAGCUACUGUUCCUGAAUCUAAAGCCAUCUCUUCAAGAUCAGUUUCUUCCCCUGAAGUGUUCCAUAAAGAAGCAAAUGAACCAACUAAAAAGGAGAAGGAAUUGAAAGCUAAAGAAGAAGCCAAACUUAAGAAGAAAAAGGAAAACAUUGGUAAAGAGAAUGUGAUUUCAAAACUUUUCAAAAGGAAAAGAAGUAAUUCAGUUUCUGUUAUGGAAGAGAAGACCAAACCAGUCGAAGAAUCGGAAAAGAUGGAAAGAAUUGACAGUCCAGUUCUGGUCGAAAGUCAAUCACCUGUUGAGGUUCUGGAUUAUGAAUCUGAUUUGGAAACCAAAAAGUCAGUUCCUUCACUUAAUAAGAAGAGUUCAGGAAUCUUCAAGAAAAAGAACAAGAAAGAAGAGUCAAAGAGUAAAUUGGGAUUGAAAUUGUUGAAAUCUUCAUCCAGUAACAGUUUGAACGAACAUAUCAAAGAAAAGGAUGAUCCAAUGGAAGGAAUUGAAGUAGAACAAAAGGAACCAGAGAUGGAGGUUCAAAAAGAGAAAGUCGAAAAGAAAGUCGAAAAGAAAUCUGAAAAGAAAGGUGAAAAGAAGACUGAAAAGAAGGACACGGAGAAGAAAUUAGAGAAAAAGGCUAGCAUUGAUAAAAAGAAGAAACCAAAGGACGAAAAGAAAGCUCAAAUUGAAGAAAAAGAAGCUAAUGUUGAAGGAAAACUCGAAGACGAGGAAGAAAAACCCUUACAAACAACCUUAGAAGUUCAAGAAAAAUUAAAAAAGUCCAUCAAGAGAACCUCAAAAGCCAAUCAACCUAUCGAGUUCACCGAUUCAGCCUUUGGAUUCCCAUUACCUCCACCUUCACCUUCUACUUUAGUUAUGUUAGAUUAUAGAUUCCCAGUUCAUGUUGAACGAGCAAUCUAUAGAUUAUCACAUUUGAAAUUGGCCAACCCUAAGAGAUCUUUGAGAGAACAAGUAUUGCUUUCCAAUUUCAUGUAUGCAUAUCUUAACUUAGUUGAUCAUACAUUACACUUAGAACAACAAAUGAAUGAAAGUAUGACAGAAAGUAAUGAUGAAGAUAAUGAUAAAGAGUCCAACCUUCCUGAAGAAGAAAUGGACGAUAACUUGAAUUUCAACAAUAAUGACGAAGUCAUGACACAAGAAUUACUUGUUGAUUCUUUAGAUUUAGAUAUAGAAAUGUCUAAAUCUUCCGUAUACACUUAA
Molecule: messenger RNA, 4239 nt
Organism: Yamadazyma jaroonii
Lineage: Eukaryota; Fungi; Ascomycota; Pichiomycetes; Serinales; Debaryomycetaceae
Source: the annotation of a GenBank genome assembly